GGCUCAGCACUUUCAGGGGUGUGAACUCUCUCCUCACAGUUAAAGCACAAGCAGCAGCUGAAAGAGCUUCCUUGGAGAAGACCCGGCAACUCCUCAGCAGGUUGAAGCGAAGGGUCUUGCAGGAACCUGCAGCCAGAGCCUCUUGAACCAGCAUGGCUGGCCUUCAGGACAACACUCUGUGGAUCGUUCUGGUGGGAAGAACCAAAAGUGGGAAAAGUGCGACAGCAAACACCAUCCUUGGGAAAAAAGCAUUUGACUCUAGAAUUGCUUCUGGGUCUGUUACCGAGAAAUGUCAGAAAGACGAGAGGGCCUGGGAGGGGAGGAAGCUUCUUGUUGUGGACACCCCAGGGCUCUUUGACACCAAGGAGACACUGUCGACCACCUGUCAGGAAAUCAGUCAGUGUGUCCUCUACUCCAGCCCCGGGCCUCACGCCAUCAUCCUGGUUGUACAGCUGGGUCGCCUCACAGAUGAGGAGCGCAAAACACUAGAAUUCAUCAAGGCCAUCUUUGGGGAGCCUGCCAUGAAGCACAUGAUCGUCUUGUUCACUCGCAAAGACCAAUUGGACGGUCAGGAUCUCAGUACGUUUAUAGCAAAGGCAGACAAGCACCUAAAAGACAUCAUCACAGAGUGUGACUUACGCUGCUGUGCCUUCAACAACAGAAGUGCAGAUGAGGCUGAGAGGGAAGCUCAAGUGCAGGAGCUGGUGGGGCUGAUAGAGGCAAUGGUGCGGGAGAACGGAGGGGCUCACUUUUCAGAUCCCAUCUACAAGUACACGGAGGAAACGUGGAACGUGUGGAAGAGGCACUGGACAAAAUCUCUGCUGAAUGAGACGCUAUGGAAAAACAGGUAAAAGAGAAAUAUGAUCAAGGAAAGAUAUCAAAGCAACAAAUGGAGAAAG
Molecule: messenger RNA, 899 nt
Organism: Phyllostomus discolor (pale spear-nosed bat)
Lineage: Eukaryota; Metazoa; Chordata; Mammalia; Chiroptera; Phyllostomidae
Product: GTPase IMAP family member 7-like
Exons: 2
Coding region: 153-851 (232 amino acids)
Molecular function (GO): GTP binding
Source: RefSeq, a predicted model, not a curated record